Molecule: messenger RNA, 2549 nt
Organism: Dioscorea cayenensis subsp. rotundata (Guinea yam)
Lineage: Eukaryota; Viridiplantae; Streptophyta; Magnoliopsida; Dioscoreales; Dioscoreaceae
Product: receptor-like protein 12
Exons: 2
Coding region: 311-2227 (638 amino acids)
Molecular function (GO): protein binding
Source: RefSeq, a predicted model, not a curated record
CGUACGAGCAUGCGACCAAGUCUUCGGUGAGGGCGAAGUAAUAGUGUAUGUUACGCCACGUCGACGAGAUGUUUGAUAAAAUUCCAAGCAGAGGUGGCCGACCACCCAACGCGCUUACUCCCUCUAAUUCCAGUCAACCCGGCCUUGCGGCGCCUGGGAUUCCCCCUUCUUCGCCCCUGCCCUUUUGGUAACAGUUCUUCACAGCGGUCUGCCAACAACAUACUAUGCUUUCGACUAAAACCAACCUCUCUUCUUCUUCUUCUUCUUCUUCUUCUUCUUCUUCGUCUAGUGCCCUGCUCAUCUUCCUCCAAUGAGUUCUCGUUCGUUUCAUUUCCAUUUUCUUAUCCUUGUCUUCCUUUCCUUGGUGAUUGAGCUCAGUGGUGAAGCUCAAUGCCACCAGGAACAGGCUUCGGCUCUCCUCCGGCUCAAGAAUGGCUUCUCCUCGAUGAAGAAUUUGACCCGUCCUUGGAUUCGUGGCACCAACUGCUGUAGUUGGGAGGGCGUCACCUGUGACCAUGUUUCUGGUCUAGUUAUCUUCCUCGACCUCGGCAACCGAGAUAUCUCCGGUAACAUCAGUGCAGCGCUUUUCGAGCUCACUUCCCUUCAAAGGCUUAAUCUUUCCUACAAUCUGUUCAAUGGAAGUGUUAUUCCAGUUUCGGGUUUUGAAAUGCUUGGUAAUCUCACUCAUCUCAAUCUCUCCAACUCCGGUUUUGCCGGACAAGUCCCCAGCGGGAUCUCUCGCCUCAAAAAGCUGGUAUCUUUGGACUUAUCCACCUACUUUUUCAACGGAGGGGAGUUGGAAACCCCAGAUCUCGGGGAACUCAUUGGUGGGCUCUCUAACCUCCAGAAGCUGUAUCUAGAUGGGGUUAAUCUUUCUAGUAAUAGCAUGGAUUGGUGUCAAGUUAUCGCCAAAUCUGCUCCUCGGCUUCAAGCUCUCAGUUUGUCUAGUUGUUCGCUUUCGGGGCCGAUCCAUGAGUCUCUGUCCAAGCUCCGGAAUUUGUCAGUAAUCCAUCUCGACCAGAACAAUUUUUCUUCGCAGGUGCCUGAGUUCUUUGGAAACUUCUCUUAUCUGAAUGAACUUAGUCUCGUUGAUUGUGAACUCCAUGGAUUGUUUCCGCCAAGUGUGUUUCAACUGAUGAAUUUAAAAGCUCUUGAUGUGUCCCUCAAUCCGAUGCUCUCAGGGUACUUGCCAGAAUUUCCCAAAGAGAGUUCUUUGGAGAAGUUGAUCGUUGAGUACACAAAUUUUUCAGGUAGUUUGCCGGAAUCUUUGGGAAAUUUGAAGUCUUUGACAAAGUUGGCUCUUACAAGUUGCAACUUCUCUGGGCCAAUUCCCCUUUCCAUUGGAAAACUCAACCAGUUGGUUCAUUUGGACCUCUCGCUCAACGGUUUCAUUGGUAAAAUACCUCCGCAUGUGGGUGGCGAGAGAAUCUCACAAAUUAUUCUGUCUCAUAAUAGCUUUACUGGGGACAUACCUCAAUAUUUUGGAAGGCUUCAGAAUCUCACAAAGCUUGAUCUGAAGAAUAAUUCACUCAAUGGAUCAAUCCCGGUAACUUUGUUCACCCUCCCGGCAUUGCAAGUGUUGCAGCUAAACCAAAACAGGCUCGCUGGUAAGCUGGAAGAGUUCUCCAAUGCGUCUUCUACUUUGAAUACUGUUGAUUUGAGCGACAAUGAACUUCAAGGAGAUAUUCCAAAGUCAAUUAUUAAGCUUUCAAAUCUGAAAUCGGUUGAUCUUUCAAACAAUAGAUUUGAUGGUAGUUUGCCUAAAAGCUUUGGGAACCUUACAGCGCUCCAGAUGCUAAACAUUUCACUCAAUAAUUUCACAGGACCAAUUCCAUCAGAGCUUGGAAACUUGGUUCAAUUAGAAGCAUUAGAUCUCUCACACAACCAAUUCUCAGAGGAGAUUCCGCGAUCUUUGGUUAACCUGAGCUUCCUGUCCUUCCUGAACCUUUCAUACAACAGGCUAGUGGGUAGAGUACCACUGGGCAAUCAGUUCUCUACAUUUUCAAAUUCUUCCUUUGAGGGUAAUUCAGGAUUAUGCGGGAGUCCAUUAUCCAGGCAAUGCGCUGAUUCAAGUGCUUUAUCUCCAAGAUAUUAUAUCUCUUAUAAGUCUUACAAUGAGCCAAAUUGGCAGUCUAUUUUUGUGGGAAUAGGAUUCGGAGGAGGCUUGGCCAUGGUGUUUGGGUAUCUACUGAUGUGGGAUAGUGGGAGAAAGGUGGUAUUUGGAUAAGAUAGACAGCUUGUUUUGGGCAAUUACCUCCAUGCUUUUGUAUCUGUGACAAUUGUCGAGAUGUGAAGGUUGCAGCUGAGGACAUAGAUGAUGACAUGGAAGAGGAAGAAGAGCCUGGUAGAAAGUUUUGUGUGUUCUGUACACAGUUUGAUGUUCAUAAAGGAAAAAUGGUAAUACAUCAUGUAGAGUGCUCUUGCAAUUUAGAAGAUUGAAAAAGUUUUCUAAGAGUUCAUUGUGUAUAUAUAAAGCAAGAAGAUGUAAUGAAUGAUGUAAUGACUGAAAUGUUCAUUGUUCUCUGCUUUUGCUGCUUCUGAAUUCAGUA